Molecule: messenger RNA, 888 nt
Organism: Mytilus californianus (California mussel)
Lineage: Eukaryota; Metazoa; Mollusca; Bivalvia; Mytilida; Mytilidae
Product: glutaredoxin-2, mitochondrial-like
Exons: 3
Coding region: 85-450 (121 amino acids)
Source: RefSeq, a predicted model, not a curated record
AAAAAUUGUCCAAGUACCAGCAAAGGUCAAUAUAAAACAGGCAAGUUUUUGAGUUUGAUUUAUCUUGCAGCUGUACUUGACAAGAUGGGAUCACAGCAGUCAUCAUCACCGUCCCAAAACAAACCACCAACAUUUGAUACAGAGGAGCACAAGUUUAUCUUUGACAAUGUACAUAAUAAUUGUGUAACAGUGUUCUCAAAGACAUCUUGUAUACACUGUACGAACACUAAGAAAUUGUUUAAUGAGAUAGGUGUUCCUUAUAAAGCUAUAGAAAUCAAUAAGAUGGAAUCUGGUCACAAAGUUCAAGAGGUUCUAGCUGACAUCACAAAACAAAAAACAGUACCAAGAGUUUUUGUAAAUGGAGAAUGUAUUGGUGGAGCUUCAGAUACUAGAGCAUUACACCAAGCAGGACAACUCCUCAGGAUGAUACAGAAAUGUAAAGUCAAGUGAUAAAAACUGUUGCUAAAAAGUUGUUUAUAAGAUAUUCAAGAUUUCUGUGAUAAUUUUGUUAUUUAUCAAUUAAUCAGUGUUAUGAAUUGUUACACAAUCUUGUUUUAGAAAAUUCUAGGCAGUAAUUUACAUGUGGUGAUGAUAUUGUAAAAUCUUACUACAAAGAAGAUGGGUAAACCUGGCUGGUUCAAUGUUUUGGUAAACAAGAAAUAUAAGUUAUAUCUCAGAUAUUUAGUUAAAUGAUGUGAUACAAUGUAUAUAGUUAAAAAAAAAAUGUAAUGAGCUACAUGUUUACAUUUGGUGCUGUGUAUUUAUAAUACAGUUAUUUCCUGUUUAUUGAUAUUACUGUUACAUCUUAUUACUAACAUUUACCAAUGUGUUCCUAUUUCAUUCAUGUACAUCAUCAGUAUAUAAUUAAAUAUUUUAUGGAAUGAAUAA